Molecule: messenger RNA, 1005 nt
Organism: Pyricularia pennisetigena
Lineage: Eukaryota; Fungi; Ascomycota; Sordariomycetes; Magnaporthales; Pyriculariaceae
Exons: 3
Coding region: 1-1005 (334 amino acids)
Molecular function (GO): hydrolase activity
Source: RefSeq, a predicted model, not a curated record
AUGACCCCUCCACAGACCAGAGCUUGGGCGGCAGCAGGAACAGCAGCAGCAGCAUCAGCAGCAUCAGCCGCAUCGAUAAGAACCGCGCGCCGCCCACUUUCGUCAUCGCUUCAUGCUCUCGCCGCCGUCAAGCAGCGAAACGACACAACCACUGGCGCUCGUUCCUCGGUAUUCACAAACACAAACGGUAAACCAAUCGCAUCUCAAAACAUUGUGCAGGUUGCAAAAAUGUCCACCAUGGAAGCCACUGCUGGCCACAGCAAGGCCUGCUGCAAUGUGCCUCCCGUCGUCGAGUCGGGCUAUGAGAAGAAGGGCACGUACGAGGAGGUGGGCGGCUACAAGACCUAUGUGACUGGCCCCCAGGACGCCACCAAGGGCAUCAUCGCCGUCUAUGACAUCUUUGGCUACUUUGACCAGACGCUCCAGGGCAUGGACAUUCUGGCCACCAGCGACGCGUCGCAAAAGUAUCGCGUCUUCAUGCCCGACUGGUUCAAGGGCAACCCGUGCCCCCUCGAGUGGUACCCGCCCGACACCGAGGAGAAGCAGCAAAAGGUCGGCAACUGGUUCAAGGACUGGAACCCGGCUGAGACGGCGGCCAAGGUACCUGACUACGUCAAGGCCGUGCAGGAGAAGAACCCGGGAAUCAAGAGCUGGGCUAUUAUUGGCUUCUGCUGGGGCGGCAAGAUUGUCUGCCUAACAACCUCCUCCGACAACAACCCGUUCUCAGCCGGAGCCUCGAUCCACCCGGCCAUGGUGGACCCAGCCGACGCCAAGAACAUCAAGGUGCCCCUCAUCAUGCUUGCGUCCAAGGACGAGGCUGCCAAGGACGUCUCGGCGUUCGAGUCGGCGCUGCCCUCGUCGGUGCCCAAGCACAUCGAGACCUUUGGAGACCAGAUCCACGGCUGGAUGGCGGCCAGGUCGAACCUCAAGGACGCCAGGGUCAAGGAGGAGUACAUCCGUGGCUACAAGACCGUGCUCGAGUUCUUUGGCAAGAACUGGAAAUAA